Molecule: messenger RNA, 2138 nt
Organism: Oncorhynchus mykiss (rainbow trout)
Lineage: Eukaryota; Metazoa; Chordata; Actinopteri; Salmoniformes; Salmonidae
Source: RefSeq, a predicted model, not a curated record
UUAUAACAUCACUAGCUAGUAUCUCAAAUGAUUGUAAUUUACCUGGCUUGAAAAUACGUUUGUGGUGAUGUUGUGGUUUCACUUGACACUUGCUAACUAUUGCGAGCAAGUAGUUAGUAGAAGAAGAGGUGAAUUAAGCUGAUAUAUUGAGCAGCCCCCUCUGUUGGCCUAAACAAGCACAACGCGAUUGAGACGUCAACCCGUAGGCUCUGAUGCCCGGACUUUCUUGCCAAUCUGUCUCAGAUGACUCGGUGGAUUUGGGUGGAAGUGCUAAGCGCUCCAGUGUUCUGGACAGCCUGGACAGAGCCUCUCAGAAACCACCACCAAAGAAGACAUCAGCUGUCCCUGUGCCGUGGAGGAGGAGGACAGCGAAGAGACACCUGGCAGAGCAGAGGCUGCCAAACGCAGGUUCACUAAACCCAAAAAGCCCCAGCAGCAGGCUGUGGUGAAAACUCAGGAGGAUGAGAGUGAGAGCAGCCCAAUGAAAAGCACCCCUCAGGGUAUAGGAAUCACUACUGUAACCCCUAGUUCCUUAGGGCCACCCAAUGGCACAUUGUCUCCCCAUCAUUGGCGAUUGCUGAGAUCUGAGAAGAUGUUCCGUAAGUCUCUGAGAAGAUCCCAGCCUAUCCAGGAGGGGGAAGAGGAGCUGCAGCAUCAGGGAGUCGAGGGGGGUUCAGAGGAGGAGGAGGAGGGGGCAGAGCCUGUCAUCUUCAGCAGAGACAGUCUGGAGCCUGAGGGUGUCUGCUCUGACUCUGUGAUGGCAUCCGGACCAGGUCAGAACGCUGCAGUGGGUCUUAGUCUGGGCAUGGACAGCCUGGAGGAGGAAGAGGAGAAGGCCCGCUUCUUUGCCCACCUGGAGGGAGGUGUGUCCUCCACCAUAGACUACUCCAGACUCAACAUAGAUCUGGAUUCCACCAGCGCCUCCACCACAGCUACCACCCUCAGGAAGGCAGAGGCGGCUGUGGCUGGUGUCGAUCAGAGAGAGGAGGAGAAAGCUAUGGAGUCUGACAGACUCUCCCCAGCCUCCAACCACUACAGCGAGGAUGAGCACUUUGAAGAUGAGGUCAUUGAGGAGCUGAGAAAUUGGAAGCCUAAAAGGCCUGCCAUGCUCACCAAAGUCCAGACUGUGGUGGUCUGAGUGUGAGCAGCGAGCUGGUGGCAGUGGUUCAGUCCUUCGCUGCCUUCCUCCAGCAGCAACAUCAGAUGAAGAUGAGAGGUCACCAGGAUACCAGUCACACUGUCUCCUGGGAAACCAAAGGUCAACAGGAAGCCAGCCAGACUCAGGAGACUGAGUGUCCAUCAGAGAGGAAAGUAAGUCAACAUACUGGAGUAGUUUUUCAGUCUGUGAUGCAACAAGUUCGUUCAUCAGUGUGCUGCAAUUUCUUUUCAGAUAAGUAUGACGUUUUUCUCCAUUCACCUGGUCAUAUGAUAGGGGUGUGACUUUUACUUUGUUGAGUUGUCCAACCCAGCUGAUUGCUCCUUGCUCUAUCAUAAGUCUGAUUGGCUGAUUUUAGUUUGGAUUUUAUGUCGUCUCAGCGAUGCAAAUUAGUCACCUUUCGGCGAAAUUUGCCCUUUUGUCCAAAAUAAGUGACCUACAUGAUUCGUGUAGAUCCGAUGAACGAUAACAAAGAGGUCAACUUUAGGUGAGAAGCCUGACCACGGAGACGGGGGUGAGAAGGUGAUGAAGCGUACUGUUACAUAAAUAUUCAUACACAUAGCUCAUAUAUUAUACAGCGCCAAGCCAAACCGCCUGACUCAAGUCAUCUUACGUACCCUUGCUAAAACAGGAACUAGCUCACACAGCCAGCAAUAAAACAUCCCCCUAACACUAUCCCCUCAGCUUGGUUGUCUCCCGACCCCAGGAAACAAAGACAUUCCAUCGCAAGAACACAUACACCCAGCCAUAAGACUGACCCCCUCUGUUCUCUUCUUUCACGACCCCCUCUGCUCUCCUGUAUCAGAUUUCCAGACCCACAAAUGUCUCCUUGUAUAAACACACAUCUCAUCCCCCUCUACUGGUUGGGUGCUCAGAACAAGACUCUGCUGUGCACCAAUGGGGCCCGCUCUGGCUAGAGCAAGGCCCGCCUCCAACCCUUUGUGACCAGUCAGAAGACCAAAACGACAAGUCUCCACCUACU